AUGAAUGCGUUUGUGGUGAUUCUCCUUGCGCUUGGCGCAGUUUCUUCAAUGCCCAUAGCUUUCGAAAAGGGAAAGCGUUACACUUACAACUACCAAACUGAUGUAUACCAUGCCAUACCCGGCGGAUCAACGAAGACCCUCGGACUCAGAGCGAGGUGUCAGGCUCAUGUGGAUGUGCUGAAGAAAACCGAGCUUCAACUAACCUUGGCAAACAUUCAAGUUGCAGAAGUGGAAGGAAACCUUCAGGGCCCAAAACAACAACACGAGACAGCAGCUGACCCCAAGAUCGUGAAAAAAAUGCAAGAUUUCCUCGCCCUACCCGUGAGACUUGCAUUUAAGUCACAAGAUGGCAGUAUCAAACAAGUCUAUGCCGAUCCUCAGGACCAGGAAUGGUCGCUGAACAUUAAACGUGGGCUCGCAAACCUUUUCCAGGUGUCACCGCGACAACAACGUAAAUCACAACAAGAGAAAAAUGGCAAACGAUUUGUUACUCAACUUGAGACCACUGCAGUCGGUUAUUGCCAGGUCUCUUACGUAAUUCAAUGUGAAAAUUGCCAAGCGGGACAGAAGGAGCAAGUAACAAAGGUUACCAAAGUCAUCAACUACAAUAAAUGCCGACACCGACCGGAAUUUAGUCAGAGUAAUUUUUAUGGAAGACAAUGCGACGGAUGCCGACGGAGCUUGGGUAAUGUGCCAUACCACCAGUCAGCUGGUCAGAUCGAACUUAUCCUGAGUGGAAAUGAGAAAGACGGUUACACCAUCAAAAGAGCUGAAGCUAUAGAGCAACAUGUAGUCACACCAUUCAGUCAAGCCGGAGGACAGCUGACUGCCUCAGCAAGACAACGUUUGGGGUUAAAUAAAAUAUCUGACGCUGGACAGGCAUCUGAAAAACUUACCAGGACUAUAAGCCAUCGAUUUGCUGUUGAGAAUCCCGAGCGACGAGCCCGCGGGAACGCUAAAUGUCAGCAGGAAACUGCUAGACAGGCGAAAAAUGCUGCCGACGAAAUGUGCAAAGCCAUCAAACAGAGGGACGGAGCAGCUGAGAUGUUUGCUAACUUGGUACAGCAGCUGAAAAAGUGCAACCAAGACACAGCCGAGAAACUUGCUGAUAACAUGUUAGCCCGGCAAGACGCAUCUGAGAGAAAAUAUUGCAUUGAUGCUCUCUCCUCUGUGGGAACCCGUGAGGCUUUUCAAGUUCUAAAGAAAAAGAUCCAAGAGAAGAAAAUCAAUAAGGCAGAAGAACUCAAACAAGUGUUCUUGGGAAUGUCAUCUGCUCCACGACCCUCCGCUGACCACAUCAGAGUUACCUGGGAACUGUGCGAGCACGCUGAAGUUAAAAAGGAUAUGUCAGCUCGUCGUCAGUGCAUGCUCACAUUCGGGGCCUUGCUACGUAAGAUACGUCAAAGACCCAGUCUCCAACAGGACACCAAAACUAAGGCUGCUUGUGAGGAGUAUACAAAGAAGAUACUAGAUCGUCUUGCUGGUAAAACGACCGAACAAGAGAAAGUAAUGUAUAUCAAAGCUAUUGGAAACUCAGCGAGCCUUCAAGCACAACCAGCCCUGCAAAAGAUUCUUAAGGACCGUGAUGAGCCCCUCUACAUCAGGGUGGAAUGUGUUUGGGCUCAUAGGCACAUCAUCCGUCAGGCCAGGCAAACUGCUACUCCAUCGCUGAUUUCUACCUUUGCUGAUGCGAGAGAAAGCCCUGAACUGCGCAUGGCCGCUUUCAUUUUGAUGCUGAACUCAGGACCUAACUUUGCAACGCUGCAGGCUCUCGCCAAUAUCGUGAAAAGGGAGAUCACUAAUGCUGCCCCAUGCCCUCGCAGCAACCAAGUAGCAUCAUUUGUUAGAGCUCAUCUAGCAGCUUUGGCCUAUCAGAACAAUGUCUUGACAAAGCGAAGGUGUAUGCAGGCUCGCUUGGCUCUACGUCUCAUGCCAAAGAUGCGUUUUGGUCUUGAAUACUCUAAAGGAAUUCGAUGGGCACAAUAUUCAGAGAAAUUCCAAGCAGGAUUCGAGUUGGAGGCAAACAAAAUGAAUGUUCCUGACAGCAUGCUGCCACGAAACCUCAACACACAGAUCCGACUACACGUGUUAGGAUACCAAAUUAGUGCGUUAGAGUUUGGCGCUCGAAUCGAAAACAUGGACGGCGUUAUUGAGCAGGUAAUUUCCGAAGUUCGAAAACGUCACAAACGAUCUCUGUGGGGAAGAAUCAGCUCCUUGUUCGAAAAUGAGAGCUCGGAAGAUGAUAAUUCAGGGGAAGACAGUUCUGAAUAUGGAUUAUCAGGAGACAUGAUAUCAGAAGACAACUCAACAAUAAUUCGUCCUGCUACUCGUCCUAGUUCACAGCCAACAAAAACUCCCAGUCACGACCAAAAGAAUCGUCAACAAGUCUCAGUUUUCAUGAAGUUGUUUGGAGACGAGGUGAAGUACAUGGAAAUCAGGCAAGAAGAUAUCAAACAGUUUUCACAAGAUGUCGCAGACCUUUUGCUGGGAAAGAAAGAUCGAAUUGAAUACGCUGACAAAACAAUCGUGGUCACAUCGAAAGGAAUUGAAAUGAAGCAAUCUCUUGAAAAAGCCUUCCUAGCCAACAGUGCGCGCCGUGUGGUGCCAACAUUAGCAGGAAUCUCACUUGACUUCCAACACCGAACUGCAGCGGUCGCCAAGGUUACCGUUGCCGCCAACAUUAACGUUGAGCCAUCCAUCGGCCGUUUACCACAGCUCCAGGCAUUUACUGCUACCACAGAGAUAAAACCAAUCAUUGACGCCCAUGAACAAGCACAAGUCGGUAUCCACACUCCUUUCCUGCGCAUGGGAGUGCGAAUGAAAGCUGCUGCGCAUUCUGACACAGAACAUAAGGCUAAUGCUAAUUAUGCAGCCGGUCAAGGGUACUCAAUGACUUACCACGUGCCUCAGGAACAACGUGACAUCUUGAAUAUACAGUCAGAUGCAUAUGGAUUUGUGGCGAAAAAACAUCCAGAGAGCUGUCGGAAAGAGGAGAAGCAAUUUCGUUUUGAUUUUAAGACGCCACAUCUUAAACAGGUUCAGAAGACUUGCAAAGGACAAGAUUUGUUUGGAGUUCAGAUUUGCGCUGAAGGGCGAGUCCCAGAUCUUCCCUCUUUGAGGCUUCAACAAGUUCCAGUCCUCCCAACAGCUGCGCUGACUCAGCUUCGCGUUUCCAUGGCACCAGCCGUAGACAAACCAACCGCUGUACAGUUCACGGGUCUGGUCACCCCAAAAAGUGAAAAAGCAUGGCGAGUUGAAGGUUUCAUCGAUGCUUCCUCGAAAACCGCCCGUCGUCGAAUCCCUUACAGGAUGACCCUCGACAAAGCAACAUACCAGAUGAUGAUCCAUGUAGGAAAUAUCCAGGCCAAAGGAUAUGAAGAUGGAAUGGCAAAAAUUACCGUAGGUCGCAGGGAAAUGAAACUAGAAUUUGGAAGACAAAAACUUCGAUAUCAGGUUUCCGCAUCUUGGCAGGUUCAAGAUCAAGGAAAAACUGCGCGCCUGAUGCUGCAGUGGACAGAAGUUCCACAGCAGUGGAAGACCUUCUUCUACAACUGGGAGCCACAGUUAUGGUAUUUCCUUCAACAGUUUGCUUGGGUCAGGCGUCCAGAACAAUCCAAAAACCAAGUAGAAGUUGAAUUUUUUCUUACUUCGCCCAUGACUGCUUCGCUGAGGAUGAGAACUCCAGACGCUACUGCUGAGAGAACUGGCCUUAGCCUACCAGUGAGAGUGGAUCGUUUCCCAUCCUCUUUACAAGAAAUCAAGAACUACUUCUAUGCCAAGUGUGAGGUCCAAAAAGACAGCAUUAGAGUGUUUGACCAACUUCAGUACAAGUACAACAUCAAGGGCGGUUGUCCUUAUACUCUUGCUAAGGAACAUAGGAAAGACAAGCAACCUAGAAUUCAGGUCUCUGUGAAAAUUGACGAACAAGGUCAAAAGACCCUGAUAGCAAUUAUCCGCCAGUCAUCUCAACAACAAGACCAGGAAUCAGUUGUAGUUAAACCAGACGGCACCACUAUGAUUGACGGCCAGAAACUCGAUUGUUCUCAGAAGGCAUGUAAAUCAAAACUGGGUGGGGCUUCUGUCCGUAAGACACAGAGGGCCGAUGGAAAGACUCAGGUUGAGCUGUUGACAAAGUUGGGUCUACACGCUACCAUGGAUCAAGAUCAGCAGAUCCGCCUGUACGCCUCGCCUUUUCUGCGCAGCCGUGUUCGUGGUUUGUGCGGUGACGCUGAUGGUGAACAAUGGAAUGAGUACAGAGACCCCAAGGAAAAAGUGCAGCAGCUUGACCAGUUCAUCAAGUCCUGGCAAGAAAAGUGCUGAAGAGACACUGAAGAACCAAAACCUAAAGACUCAGACCAACCUGAACGGAAACGGCUUCGCUUUUUUAAUAAUUUAAUUUCUUCAAUUUUUUUUUCGCUUAGUUGUAGUUUUAGAUUUUAAAUUUGUUUCAUCAGGACUACAAACAGAACGUUAGGAAAAAAGGUUCUUUCUUUUUCAUUAACUUCGUUUUUGGGAUUCUAUGUUUCGGUGAUGGGUUAUUUUAAAUAAAUUUAAA
Messenger RNA from Pocillopora verrucosa, 4555 nucleotides. The record is from RefSeq and is a predicted model, not a curated record. Lineage: Eukaryota; Metazoa; Cnidaria; Anthozoa; Scleractinia; Pocilloporidae.